AUGAAUCUAAAUAUCCCUUAACUUAAAGGUGGUUAUGGAAAUUUGAAGUCUUUAAAUCCUCUUGAUCAAUUGGCUAAGGAAACAGAGGAGGAUGUAAGUGAAAUUGAUAGAUUAUAAAAAAGACUAAAUGAAUAGUAGUAGAAAGUUGAUGCAUUAAUGAAAGUUGUUUCAAAUUCAUAAUAAUCAAUAUAUUUAUCACAAGAUAGAUAUAAACAUACUAUUGAAAGUGAAAGAUUUAAUAGUUAAUUACUUGAUGAAAUAAAGAAUCUAAAGAAGCAACUUAAAUAAAUUGAAAGUGGUCCAAGACUACCUUAAGCACCUUUUAUGCCUCCAUUCUUGCCUCAAUAAUAAUAUCCCUUUAGUUAUCAUUUACCAAAUAAUUAAAUGGCCAUGCCAUAUCCAAUACCAAAUCAAAAUCCUUACUAUCAGUUUUAUCCAUUUUAAAAUAUGCCUUUCCAACAACCUUAAAAGGAAGAGAGAAGUUUUAGUAAAAUAUUGAAAGGUCUUGCUAAAAAAAAGGAAGAAGAAUAAUUAAAUCAGAUAAUGUUGUAAUUGUUAAAAAACUCAUAGAAUGAUCCAGAUAAUGAACAUCAAUAAAAAUAGAAAUCUAGAAGGAAUUUAAAAGUCAAACAUAAAUCUCAUUAAGAUUCUUCUGAUUUUCAAUUUAGUAAGAGUUCCAGAUAUGAAGAGGAAUAAUCAGAACAUAUGAAAAAAAAGUAAAAUAAGAAAUAAUCCAUUAAACCUUAAGAACAAUAAUUACCAUUAUUAAAUUAAAGUUCAAAACUUAAAUUAUAACCUCUUAGAAUCAAACCUACACCAGAGAGAUUAAAAUUAUUAAAGAAAAAGUUCAAAUAUUGUGCAUGGAUGGUUAUAUUUUAUAAAAACAAAUAUUAUUAAAUAAUGGAGAAAAAAGCAAUCAAAAGAUUUGAAGAUGAAGUCGGUUUAUAUGAUGAUUAAUUUGUAAAUAAUUAUUUAUUAUAUUAGUAAUACAACAAUGCAAUAUCACAAUUUGUUAAAGAAGGUCAAAAACUAUCCUUAUUUAAAAAAUCAUGGGUUUUCACUGAAAAAAAAGAUGUUCCAACUCGUAUAAAUAAUUUAAUUUAAGCAGCAGAAACUUUUAUUAAAUAAUUAAUUAUAGUAACUUAAAUAAUGAAAUUUGAUCAAAAACAUAUAUCAUAUAUUAAAGCAUUCACUACAAAUGAUGGUUAUUUAUUUCCAGCACAUUCAGCUUUUGUAGCAUAAAGAUUAUAAUUAAAUUAUAAUAGAAAAUUAAAGUAUUUUAGUAUUUAUAUUUUAGAUUUACUUCAAAAGAUCAAUAAAGAAUGGCCUUUUUAGAAUAUACUUAUAUACAAUUACUUUUAUAUGAAUAAAUAUUCUCUGUUAGUGGUUGGUAAGAAUUGCUAAAACCAUUUGCAGAACCUUUAAAAUUAUUAGUUUCUCUUCUAUAAUAUUUAUUUAUAGACAAAUUCAAAAAUCUAUAGAUCAUUUCAAAAAAUAUUAAAUUUAAUGUAAAUAAUAUUUUAUUACUAAAAUCAGAUUGAAUAAGUUCCUAUCUUAGAUUUCACUCAACGUAAUGUAGCUGAUAUAAAAUAAUCAAUCAAUCAGAAUGAUCCUAAAUUUUAAGUUACUGAUAAAUUCCCAAUACUUGGAUUAUAUGAUGAAACAGUAUUGAAACCUGUAAUUGAAAGUCCUGGAUUUUCUAAUCUUUAAAAUCAAUUUAAAGUUUUUGUUGAGUAUAUAUAUUCUAAAUUAGAAUGA
Paramecium pentaurelia is the source of this 1758-nucleotide messenger RNA. Lineage: Eukaryota; Ciliophora; Oligohymenophorea; Peniculida; Parameciidae. The record is from the annotation of a GenBank genome assembly.